AUGACCGAUAGAAAAAAAUUCACGGCUGCUCUCUUAUCUGCUUGUCUUCUGAGCCUUGUCGAGCUUAUAAUAGAUGAGAGCGCGAAGGGUUGGCGGUCGCUCACUCGUAAGAUACGAGCAUUUAUCUUAUUCCAUGCUGGUAUCACCGAAACACAACCGCAUUUAAGAAGUUCUGUCUACUGGUUCGCACGAAUCAGUAAUGCGACCAGGGCUAUCUGCUUUAGUGAAAAUUUACCAUUGCCACUCUCUUCCAUGACCUGCGUAAAAUUAGAGACGCUGCGCUACCCUACUUCUCAAAUCUCUAUUUCAGCCAGAGUAGAGGAGAAUAUAGAAUUGCUGGCGAUAUACCUUGAGUCCUGGGCUAGAGUGCAGAGCUGGUCGAUAUACUGGGUCAAGAAAAGUGAGGAGCUUUAUUCUAAAGAUAAUUGUAGCAAGACGCAUAUCAGCAGCUGCCCAGCAUUGGGGAAAACAUACGGGAAGCUGCCAUCUGAGCAUAUUACACUUGGUAUUGAGAUCAUCUGUUCUGCGUCCAGAUUGCAGCGGGCUAUUAUCACCACCAUCCUUUCAUAUGUCGAUACUCCGGUAUCUGGUAUUCAGCCUGCAAUACUAUCUUUACUGCCAUAUUACCAAUGGUCGCUUGCGGGGCUUUCGAGGCAAUUCGACCAUCCCGCCUGGUCCUCUCUCGGCUGCAGUCUUCCUAUAAUGCAUAACGAUCUUAUUCAUCAACAAGCAUUACAGGCAUUUGAAUUUGCGGAAGAAAGCCUACGUAGUACAGACUUUGAAGCACUUCUCUAUAUCCCUAUUAUGAACGUCGUGGGCUUUGAAAUGCAAACAGAACAAGAAAGAACCCGGGUGCUUGAAUUCGUGGCGACGCUGAAGACUAAAGGGUUUGCUGUAGCAGGGAAGGUUGAACGAGACCUGAAAACAGCGUGGGUAGGGAAGAUGCAAUAG
Molecule: messenger RNA, 951 nt
Organism: Aspergillus alliaceus
Lineage: Eukaryota; Fungi; Ascomycota; Eurotiomycetes; Eurotiales; Aspergillaceae
Exons: 4
Coding region: 1-951 (316 amino acids)
Source: RefSeq, a predicted model, not a curated record